GACGCCGGAAGUACAAACUCCGGGCCGGGCCGCGGGCCGCGAUGAAGUUCCGGUUCUGUGGUGACCUGGACUGCCCCGACUGGGUCCUGGCGGAGAUCAGCACACUGGCAAAGAUUUCCUCUGUGAAGCUGCGGCUGCUGUGUAGCCAGGUGCUGAAGGAGCUUCUGGGACAGGGGAUCGAUUAUGAGAAGAUCCUGAAGCUCACUGCUGACGCCAAGUUUGAGUCCGGUGAUGUGAAGGCCACCGUGGCAGUGCUGAGCUUCAUCCUCUCCAGCUCGGCCAAGCACAGUGUGGAUGGCGAGUCCUUGUCCAGUGAACUGCAGCAGCUGGGGCUGCCCAAAGAGCACGCAGCCAGCCUGUGCCGCUGUUAUGAGGAGAAGCAGAGCCCCCUGCAGGAACAUCUUCGGGCCUGCAGCCUGCGAGUGAACCAGCUGGCAGGCGUGAGCUGGCGGGUGGACUACACGCUGAGCUCCAGCCUGCUGCAGCCCGUGGGGGAGCCUAUGGUGCACCUGCGGCUGGAGACGGCUGCUGCCCCGGGGGCCCCCGCCCAGCCUGUCACCAUGUCCCUCUCCGCAGACAAGUUCCAGGUCCUCCUGGCAGAGCUGAAGCACGCCCACGCCCUGAUGACCCCGCUGGGUUGAAUAGAGUGUUAGAUCAGUGUUGCGUCACCAGACCUCUGUCCAGCAAAUGACCUAGCACGGGGUGUGCUGGGGGUACUGGAAGGCUGGUGGGAAACUGGCCUCCGGGACCCCUGGCCUCCUGGGUUCCCACUUGAGAAUUCACAUGAACAUACAGGAUCCUGAGGACUUUCUACCGUGUUUUCCCUCUCCGCGACAGGAGCUUGUUAACAGUUUCAUGAGCAGGAAGAAUAAACAAGUGUGAAGGA
Molecule: messenger RNA, 886 nt
Organism: Condylura cristata (star-nosed mole)
Lineage: Eukaryota; Metazoa; Chordata; Mammalia; Eulipotyphla; Talpidae
Gene: COMMD4
Product: COMM domain containing 4
Exons: 8
Coding region: 42-641 (199 amino acids)
Source: RefSeq, a predicted model, not a curated record